AUGAACAACUCAAAUCCUCGUGAGUUGAAAGAGAUGUUACGAUUUGCCAUGGAAAAUUCUGAUAAUACGAAACCAACGGAAAUGGACCCGGAGCGUUCCCAGUGGCUGCAGCAAGCUAUGUCUGCGGUCUCGGUGGAUCUAACCAAACAGUUAAAAGAAGACAUUCAGCUGCUUGCAGAUCUGUUGCCAAAUGCAAAUGAUCAGGGUGAACAGUUGGAAACCGUUCUUGAAGACAUCUUAACAUUAACUGAAGACCUUGAUUUGGCAAAUGACUUUUUCAAGCUUGGUGGAGGAGAUUUGCUGUUUAAGCUAGUUCGCGAUGGUCCAAAGAUUGUGAAAUCUCAAUCGUAUGAGCUGUUGGCUCAUGUCACUCAGAAUAACCCGGAAGCGCAGAAGAUUUGUGUGCAACAGAAUAUGUUGCCAGCACUGAUCAAUUUACUCCCAAAAGAAAAGAACCUAAUACAUUUAAAGAAACUCUUGUUGGCUUUAUCAUGUUUGACCCGCGCCUAUGCUCCAGCCGUGGCCGAAUUUCGCAAAGCAGACGGAUUCACAGUCGUUUUGUCUGUUCUCAGCAACUUUGCCGGGGAUGCUGCAGCAAAACCAAUUUGUGACAAGGGAGCCUUCUUCAUAUUCUGCUUACUCCAAGAAGUUAUUGAUUCCUCGCUUAGUGAGUUCUAUUCGUCUCCUAACGUGCUAUCUGCUCUUUCAUUAUCAUCGCUGAGCCUUGGAUGCACGAAUGUGAUGCUAAAUUGUCCGGUUGCUUGUGAGCAGCUUGCGUGA
Messenger RNA from Echinostoma caproni, 780 nucleotides. Lineage: Eukaryota; Metazoa; Platyhelminthes; Trematoda; Plagiorchiida; Echinostomatidae. The record is from the annotation of a GenBank genome assembly.